UGUGGCUGAAAUAGCCGAAUCCACUAAUUUGAAGGGGUGUCUACAUACUUUUGUAUAUAUAGUGUAUCAUGUAGUUCUCACACAACACAUUAAGCUAGAUUUAGCAAGUAUCCAUGACUCAUUGUUAUCCAUUAACAAUUGAAUACUGUCACUUGGCACAAAGGUGUGAAUAGUGUGUGUGUGUGUGUUAGUAGUUUCUCAUAUUCAGAAGAAAGCCAAGUGGCACUUUUACACACCAUGUGAGGUGUUGUGAUUGCCACAGACUUAUUCCCUUUCCCCACAUGAACUGCUGGCCAGGCAGAGAUCUCAGAAAAGCAGGUUUCAGGGAUCUGUGCCAAGAACAGGCUCCAGUCUAGACAAUGCAAGUACCACUUAACCUUAUGCCCAGCAAAUGUCUCACGCUUUUCAACCAAUCACAAAUUAUUAUGAAGAUCAUUCGUAAUAACAUGUAGGUAUAGCUAAACACAAGUACCUAAUGCAUGCAUUCCCAUAAAUCUGAACAAGUGGAAUUGAUCUGAAACAAUAUGCAAGGUAGAUUUGUAUUAUUUCACAAUGCAUAUCAGUCAAAGAUGCCAGUUACUUUUUAAGGCAACUUUGGAAAGAUGCUGGUACACCUGUCGAAUAGAGAAUUUACUGUCACCGCCCAAUUUCGGCUUUGUGAUCUCGCGAUAGCAAACCAAAAGCCACGGAACCAUCAUGGCUGAAGGUAUGUGACUGAUUUGUUGAACAUUUUUACGCCCUUUCUUUAUUAGAAUCGAAUUAAAUGCAUUAUUUGAAUGGCUAUACUGUAUUUGAUUUAAUUGGGAUUUGUAAUGUUAUAAAACAUAGACGACUGUCUCCCCUUCGUCUUGUACAGUUAGUUGCUAAUUUUCACUUGCAACUGACUAGCUAGUCGGGUUCUACUAUAUCUGUUCGGGUGGCAUGUUGUUGGGUUGGGCGGAGAAGGCAACUAACGUUGGCUAGUUUAGCAGGCUAGCCACUUAAUUCGCCGGGUGGUUGGACUCAAUGAACGGGAUUGGUAACUAAAGAAAGCAGAAUUUGCUAACGCAGAAUGCAUAAGGAAGAGGAGGUGGCCAAGCUGCAGAAGCACCUAGCCCUGCUGAGGCAGGAGUAUGUGAAGAUGCAGCAGAAGCUGGCUGACACAGAGAGGCGMUGUGCCGUGCUGGCUGCUCAAACCUCUGGCCAGGGCUCCACCAACACCUUCGGAACCGGGGCAGGAGACACCUUCAUCAGCCGUCUGCUGGACAUCGUGGCCCAGCUCUACCAGCAGAACCAGUACAGUGAUCUGAAGGUGAGGGUUGGAGAGAUGACACUCAACGCUCACAAGUUUGUACUGGCUGCUCGCAGUGAUGCCUGGAGCCUGGCCAACCUGGCCUCCACCUCAGAACUGGACCUGUCUGAUGCCAAACCGGAGGUUGCCAUGGCAAUGUUGCGCUGGGCCUAUACAGACAACCUGGAGCUCAGCGAGGACGAUGCCUUCCUCAUCGACCUGAUGAAGCUGGCCAACCGCUUCCAACUGCAGCUGCUUCGAGAGAGGUGUGAGAAAGGGGUGAUGUCAUCGGUGAACGUGAGAAACUGUAUCCGGUUCUACCAGACGGCUGAGGAGCUGGAUGAUGACCUGAGGAAAGAGGACUUCAGCACUAUGAGUGCUCCGCUCCUCUACAAGAUGAUCAAGUCUAAAACGGAGUUCCCACUUCACAAAGCCAUCAAGGUCGAGAGGGAAGAYGUGGUCUUCCUCUACCUCAUUGAGAUGGACUCGCAGUUGCCUGGGAAGCUGAAUGAACUGGACAACAAUGGGGACUUGGCCAUGGACCUGGCUCUGUCUGGUAAACUGGAGAGUAUCGCCACAACGCUGGUUAACAACAAGGCAGAUGUGGACAUGGUGGACCAGAGUGGUUGGAGCCUUCUGCACAAGGCCAUCCAAAGAGGUGAUGAGUUUGCCUCCACUUUCCUGAUCCGCCACUCGGCCCAGGUGAACGCGGCCACGGUCGGAGCGGUGGAGACCCCCCUGCACCUGGUGUGUUCCUUCAGUCCCAGGAAGCACUCUGGGGACGUGAUGAGUGGCAUGGCCCACAUCGCAGAGGUUCUGCUCAAGACAGGGGCCAACCCCAACAUGCAGAACAGCAAGGGAAGAACUCCUUUGCAUGAAGCGGUGGUGUCGGGGAACGAGCCUGUGUUCAACCAGCUCCUACAGUGCAAACAGCUGGACCUGGAGCUGAAGGACCAUGAGGGUAGUACAGCUCUGUGGCUGGCCCUGCAGUACAUCACCGUGUCCUCUGACCCCAACGUUAACCCCUUCGAGGACGAUGCUCUGGUGGUGGAGAACGGAACAUCGUUUGAUGAAAACAGCUUUGCAGCCAAGCUCAUCCAGAGAGGCAGUAACCAGACGCCACCAGACCACCGGGGCAACUGUCUACUGCAGAGGGCAGCAGGUGCAGGCAGUGAGGCUGCCGCCCUCUUCCUGGCCACACAUGGGGCAAAGGUCAACCAUGCCAACAAAUGGGGUGAAACCCCUCUCCACACGGCGUGUCGCUGUGGUCUGGCGGGCCUGACGGCAGAGCUGCUCCAACAGGGAGCUAACCCUAACCUGCAGACCCAGAAGGCCCUCCCCGAUGAGGCCCAGGGGGUGUCCCUACAGAGCCCCCUCCACAUGGCCAUUGUACACAAYCACCCUGAUGUGGUGUCAGUCAUCCUGGAGCAGAAAGCCAAUGCUCUUCACGCCACCAACAACCUGCAGAUCAUCCCCGACUUCAGCCUCCUAGACUCCAUGGACCAGACGGUGUUAGGCCUAGCCCUCUGGACAGGUAUGCACACCAUAGCAGCCCAGCUCCUGGGUUCUGGGGCAUCUAUCAACAACACCAUGUCCAACGGUCAGACCCUGCUCCACAUGGCCAUCCACAGACAGGACAGCAGGAGUGCUCUGUUCCUCCUGGAACACCAGGCUGACAUCAACGUCAGGACCCAGGAGGGAGAGACGGCGCUGCAGCUGGCCAUCAGUAAUCAGCUUCCCCUGGUGGUGGACGCCAUCUGCACGCGGGGGGCGGACAUGUCCGUGGUGGACAAGAGGGGACACCCCCCUCUGUGGCUGGCCCUGGAGAAUGGCCUCGAGGACAUCGCCUCCACACUGUGGUUGUGAUGUGAACAGCCCGCGGCGUCCAGGCCCUAACGGGGAGGGGGGUGAGGAGGCCAGGGACGGACAGUCACCCCUCCACCUGGCAGGCAGCUGGGGGCUAGAUGAGGUGGUACAGUGCCUUCUGGAGUUUGGAGCCAACGUCAACACACAGGACGCAGAGGGCCGAGCUUCAAUCCACGUUGCCAUUAGCAACCAGCACAGCGUCAUCAUUCAGCUGCUCAUCUCCCACCCGGACAUCCGUCUGAACGUACGUGACCGCCAGGGCAUGACCCCCUUCGCCUGCGCCAUGACCCACAAGAACAACAAGGCUGCAGAGGCCAUCCUCAAGAGAGAGCCUGGGGCUGCCGAACAGGUGGACAACAAAGGGCGUAACUUCCUGCACGUGGCRGUGCAGAACUCUGACAUCGAGAGUGUUCUGUUCCUGAUCAGUGUCCAGGCCAACGUGAACUCCCGGGUGCAGGACGCCGCCAAGCAGACCCCUCUACAUCUAGCUGUUCAUGCUGGCUCCGAAAUGAUCGUCCGUAACCUGCUGCUGGCCGGGGCCAAAGUGAAUGAGCUGACCAAACACAGACAGACCGCUCUACACCUGGCAGCCCAGCAGGACCUKGCUACUAUCUGCUCUGUGCUGCUGGAAAACGGAGUGGACUUCACCGCUGUGGACGAGAAUGGCAACAACGCUCUGCACCUGGCCGUAAUGCAGGGUCGGCUUAAUAAUGUGCGAGCCCUUCUCACAGAGUCCAACAUCGACGCCGAGGCCUUCAAUCUCCGGGGCCAGUCACCGAUGCACGUCCUGGGGCAAUAUGGGAAAGAGAAUGCGGCGGCCAUCUUUGAGCUUUUCUUGGAGUGUAUGCCUGAGUACCCYCUGGACAAAGUGGACAAUGAAGGGAACACGGUUCUGUUGCUGGCCUACAUGAAGGGCAAUGCYAACCUGUGUCGUGCCAUCGUGAGGUCUGGUGCACGUAUGGGCCUCAACAACAACCAGGGAAUCAACAUCUUCAACUACCAAGUAGCCACCAARCAGCUGCUCUUCCGCCUCCUAGAUAUGUUGUCCAAAGAGCCCCCGUGGUGUGAUGGAUCAAACUGUUAUGAAUGUGCUGCCAAGUUUGGAGUCACCACAAGGAAACAUCACUGCCGUCACUGCGGCCGCUUGCUCUGCCAUAAGUGUUCUAUAAAGGAGAUCCCCAUCAUUAAGUUUGACCUGAACAAGCCUGUGAGGGUCUGUGAUGUCUGCUUCGACGUGCUGACUCUGGGUGGGGUGUCCUAAUGCAGUGGACAGCCUGCUCCUCCAUCCUUCUCUCCCUCCAUCUUCCCACCACCCUGACACCAUAGGCUGGGCAACAACAGGAGAUCGGGCGACACGGCAGCCAGGGCUUGUUAUUGGACAGAGUUAGACAGACCACAACCUCUGUACUAUUCAUUCCAGUCUAUCAAAACAUGUUAGCUAAUGUUCCAACAGGACUUAAGAAGUAGAAUAUAAAAAYAUUAUACAUGUUUUUUUAAAUCAAAUGAAUCAAGUAGUGAAAAUUGGAUAAAAUGAAAGUAGCUUGCUUGGCUCAAUGACUCCUGGGCUGGUUGGGGAGAGGGAGAUGUUAAUCAUAUUGUCAUGAUUUGACCCCUGAUAUCAUUCAUCAGGUGUAUGAAGGAAUCAUGGAAAUCAGUGACGAGGUCAUAUUGAGUCAGGGAUGAACGUGUGAUGGUGUCAGAUUGAAUCAUGAGAAUCAGUGAUGAACGUGUGAUGGUGUCAGAUUGAAUCAUGAGAAUCAGUGAUGAACAUGUGAUGGUGUCAGAGCCCUAACCCUGGUCUCGGUUGAGAGCAGACCAACAGAUGAACAGCAUGUGUGCAGCAGCAGCCUCACUGGCCUACUCAUCAAAGUAAUCCGUCACUGCACUGUGCAGUGAGACAGGAAACAGCAGCCUCACUGGCUGCCCUCUAAGACCUGCCCUGCGUUACAAUCAGCUGACCUUUGUCUCGAAAUGUGCACUUGUUCACUUCCCUUCAUGGAUUUAAAAGAAAAGGACUGCUAUAAGAAAUGUUAAUUUGCUGUAUUUUCUCUUUACUGUUGGCUGUGUGGCUGGUUCUAUAUGAACUAGAGACGGGUUGGUUGGAUUUUAAGGGAAUGGAGUUGAGACUAUUUUUCAUAUACAAAAAAAGAUAUCUAUUUGAAUUGAUGAUUUAAUGAUGGAAUUAUUGGAUUUAAUGAUUAAAAUGUUCAUGAAACACUAAUUGGGUUAAAUAUAUUGCUGAAUAUAUUGCUUAAUUAACUCGCAAUACUUAAAGUGAGAUCUCUGCUUUAAAAAUAAAAAAAAUCUAUGUGAGAGAUUAUAUUCACAUGAUUUGAAAUGUAACGGCAUAAAACAACCUCCAUACGUGUUUCUAGACCACAUGGUAAAGAUUUAGAGCAUCAGUAAGUGGGACUAGGCACUCAACUAUCACGUGAGGUCAAUGUAUUUUCUAUCAGAACUGGAAAGGCUGAGAACAUCUUUACCAUUGAGGAUUUGUUAGUCGCAAAUGCAAAAAUAAUUCUUGCUUUGAAAUUUUACUUCUAAAAUACAUAUUAUGCUUAUGCAUGUCAUUUAAUUUGUAGCCUAUAAUUUUGUAUUAUCUUAUAAUCAUUGUGAAUUGUGUCUGUUUCCCAGACCACCAAAGYGUACAUUCCAAUUCCAUGUAAUCUGGGUCUUUAGUAAAGUCUUCUUGUUGUGGGGGGGUUGGGGGGUGUGUUGUUAUAUGUAACAAGCUCCAAUUGGUAUUGCCUCAAGUGUUGUCUUAACCUGCCAGGCUAGUUUCCCAGACCCAGAUGAGUCCAGGACAACAACAACAAAAAAAGCACUUUCAAUGAACAUGUUCAGGCCUUUAGUCCAGAAAUAGGUUUGAUAAUCUGUGUCCAGGAAACCAGCCUGUAUGUUUUAAUGCGUCUGGAUUUCAAAACCUAACAGGUGCACUUUAUCAAAGAUCACAUGACAUUUCUGACAUUAGGGGAGAGAAUGUGAGAGGAGUUGGUGGUGGCCGUUGGUCCGUCAGUGGUCCACUAUAAGCAUUGUUAAAUUGUACAGAAAUGUAUAAUAUUUUUGACCACUACAACUGUUUUGUACUUAAUGCAGUUUGUGCUUCUUUUUUUUGUUGUCAUUGUGACAACUGAAAUGUUUGCCUCUGUUAAUCUUUUCUGAACAUUGUGUUCUCUCUAUGCUCAGAUAUCUAGCCUGUCUCUUCCUUCCGUGUCCUUUUUAGAGAAAAGGGAGGACGACUUUUCAUAAAGUUAAUCAAAAAUAAAACACAGAAUCUUGUUUUUCACUCUA
Molecule: messenger RNA, 6427 nt
Organism: Salvelinus sp. IW2-2015
Lineage: Eukaryota; Metazoa; Chordata; Actinopteri; Salmoniformes; Salmonidae
Source: RefSeq, a predicted model, not a curated record